AUGGAGCCGCCGGAAGCAGAGGCGGCGACUGCCACCGCCUCAUCCUCGCUGGCACCGUUGUCCACGGACGACGACAUUGUCCUAGACACCCCCGCCUCUCUCUUGCCCUGCAUGGCCGCGUGGGGAGCAUCGGCCUCGGAGCUGCGACAGGCGACACAGCGGGCGCACCACGAGCGGCGCCGCGGCGGCAGGACCGACACGGUGCACGAGCCUGCCGCGCCGGAGGAGAGCGUGUACGCCCACCCGGCAGCACGGGGCGUCGGGCAGGAUGUGAUUGACCUUGUUACGGACGUCUUCACGGCGCAACGCGACGCCGAGAUCCAGAAGCGUCGCGAGGUGCUCUAUGAGCUGACGCACCCGAACCCGGUCGACUACACGUAUAACGGCAAGCUGGUGCCACCGCCGCCGCUGAGCUUCGGGCAGGUGACGGAGGAGGCGCGCUCCCUGGGCAACAGGAUGAUGCUUGGGCAGACGUACUCGCUGGUGCGACAGGCCGGCACGCGCGCCUCGGACGAUGACUUGGACGUGCUCGGCAGCACAGCCAACGCAGCCGGCCGCGGUGCAGCAACAGCGACAACCGUGUCGCCAGCCUCGAGCGUCGAGACAGGUCUGGCAGCGCCGUGCUCCACUUUUUCCCCCCGCCAUGCGAAGGGCUACGGCGAGCGCACCGCGGCGGCGCCGUAUCGCCGCCGCGCGCACGACACGAACAUUUUCCGUGGCCACAACUACUUCUUCGAGAUCGACGAGCUGUACCAGGAGGUGGUCCUCGUCGGCAGAGCCUGCGCCGGUAAGUCCAGCCUGCUGAACGCGUUGCUGGGCCAGCAGGUGGCCAAGACGAGCAGCAUGCCGAACACGACGCGCAAGAUCUCCUUCUACCAGAGUGUGACGCCGGAGCAGCUGCACGCCUUUCAUGCCAGGGAGCACCACAACCAGCUUGUUAAGCUACCCGGCGGCGGCCUGCAGCUCACCUUUGUGGACUUGCCGGGCUACGGCAUCGAGGGCAUGAGCGACGCGUGGCGUGAUGCCGCCAUUGAGCUGACGGACGCCUACUUUGGGGUUCGCCGCUCCGUCAACACGGUCCUGUACUGCAUGGACUGCGAGCGGGGCCUCACCAAGACCGACAUCAAGUACUUGGAGUGGAUUGAGAACGUGCAUGGUACCUGCUUUGUGGUGCUGACCAAGUGCGACAGCGUACCGCACUCCCGCGUGUGCUCCGUCAUGCGUCAGGUGUAUGCGUUGAUCACGAAGCACCGGCGCAAGUACCGCAAGGUGUUCCCCUUUAUCCUUCCCGUCUCAGCCAAGGAUGGCACGAACAUGGAGGUCCUGCGCGGCCUCAUCACGGAGACCUCUGGGAUCAUGCCUGGGGAUAAGCUGCGGGAUCUGCUGCAGCACAAGAAGGCGACCUUCACACACAUGGCGCUUCUGAAGGAGAUGGGGCGCAUCGACGCCGCGCGGCAGCUGGAACGCAGUCAAGCGAAAGCCUACUUCCAGCUCACACGCGGCGGCCUUGGCGUGAGCGCGGGCGCGAAGCCGCCGCUGGAGGUGCACCGUAGCGAGAGGCCAAGCGCGAUGCGAAAGCGGGACGGAAGCGGUGGCGCCAGUGCGGAUGUGCAAGACACGAGCGCCGAACGGAGCGCUGCACCUCCUCUCAACGCGGAUUUCUCUGAGGCCGCGGCGCCGCCGUCGGGUGUGGCACCCGGCAGUCGCCACUGUCGCUACGUGCUGCCGCUCGGCAGCGGCACCGCUGACGCCGAAGCUGCGGCGCUGCUCUCCAGCUGCGCCAGCGAUCUGGACGCCGCGGACGACACUGCAGACGUCUUCCCUACUGAGUCAUCGAUGGCGGCUGCGGCUGCGGAGGGCCGUCGUGAGAGACGUGAGCGGUUCCUCGCCUGGCGUAGGGUGCACCCACUGGGCACAGUGUCGCCGUCGUACGACGCUAUCCAUGGGGAGGUGGGUUGUGACGCUACCCCACCCCUUGCAGCACCAGGGCUGGAGACAGGCCUUCCCGGCAGCGGCCGCUACCGUCUGAACACCGGCCUUGACAAUCCCCGGGCUGCGCAUGCCGUCGUGGAGCUGCACGGGGAGCCGGGUGUCCCUGUGGGAGAGUGCAACGCGCGGGGCAAAGGCGGUGAGGAGGCACGACAUGGCGGAUGUGACAGCCAAGCGCAGAAUCCCAGAGACACAGCCGUGGCUGCCGCAGGCGGGUCUUUGCAUUCCCUGCCGACAGUGUUGCCGGUAGCGGCUGCGUCCCACGGCUGGCGCUCCAGCGUCAUUGGUCUCAGUGACGUCGGCACGGGCAGCAACAUUGCGCCAGGUGCCGACGCCAGCGCAGUGCCGCCGGCAAUGGGACCGACCUCUCCAUUGCGAUGCGCUUCGACCGGCGCAGUCUCGCGGUUUGUAGACGUGAUGGAGCAGUACGGCCGCCAGCACCGUGUUGCCUUGUCGGCAAAGCAGAGGCGGAAGGAGGAGCGCUGGCGUCGGUGCGGCGGCGGUGGUGGCCUGCUUGCCGAGGACGCGUCUGGUCGCUUGUCCGCCUACAGAGCUGGCAAGCCGUGUGGGCCGGCUCUCGUGCCGACCAACACCGACGUGAGCAGGCGCCAGGCCGAGUGGCGGGCGGAGCAGCUCAAGACGCUCCUUGCCAAGGAGAGUCCCGAGGCGCCGUGGGCGGCACUGCGCCAGCUGCGCCGAACGAUCCAGGCCCGCGCGGAGGAGACGGCGCUGGCUGGGAUGCGGAAGAAGGAGGUUGCCGCGUAUGUGCUCAACGCCGGCCGCGUGACGGCGAGCUUCGAGAAGUUCGAGGGCGAGGUGACGGCGGCGAAGUACAUGAAUGAGACUCGCCAGUCCCCGACGUUACGCUCGCAGCAGCAGAUGCACCUGAACGCGACAGCCAAGAUCGGCUACCGCUCCAUGCCACCCGGGCUGUGGAAGCGCUACGGAGAGAAGGAUACGUACUGGCAGACGCCACGGGUGCUCGGCAGGUCGGAGGAUGAGAGCCACAAGUAA
Messenger RNA from Leishmania braziliensis MHOM/BR/75/M2904, 3003 nucleotides. RefSeq lists its product as hypothetical. The record is from RefSeq and is a predicted model, not a curated record. NCBI's taxonomy places the organism in Eukaryota, Euglenozoa, Kinetoplastea, Trypanosomatida, Trypanosomatidae. Gene Ontology annotation, molecular function: GTP binding. Bases 1 to 3003 code for a protein of 1000 amino acids. The transcript has a single exon.